Molecule: messenger RNA, 8723 nt
Organism: Calidris pugnax (ruff)
Lineage: Eukaryota; Metazoa; Chordata; Aves; Charadriiformes; Scolopacidae
Gene: UNC5D
Product: unc-5 netrin receptor D
Exons: 12
Coding region: 88-2070 (660 amino acids)
Biological process (GO): netrin-activated signaling pathway
Cellular component (GO): membrane
Molecular function (GO): protein binding; netrin receptor activity
Source: RefSeq, a predicted model, not a curated record
AACGCGCGCUGUGGCCGGGGCUGGCAGAAGCGCUCACGGACCUGCACCAACCCCGCUCCCCUCAACGGAGGGGCCUUUUGCGAAGGAAUGUCAGUGCAGAAAAUCACCUGCACUUCUCUCUGCCCAGUGGAUGGGAACUGGGAGGUGUGGAGCGAGUGGUCUGUGUGCAGCCCCGAGUGUGAGCAUCUGAGGGUUCGGGAAUGUAUCGCGCCUCCUCCCAGAAACGGAGGGAAGUUCUGCGAGGGCUUGAGCCAGGAGUCGGAGAACUGCACCGAAGGGCUCUGCAUUCAAGAUAAAAAACCUCUUCAUGAAAUAAAAUCCCAAAAUAUCGAGACCGCCAGCGACAUCGCCCUGUACUCGGGCCUGGGAGCAGCAGUCAUUGCUGUAGCCGUGCUGGUGGUUGGCGUUACCCUCUACAGACGGAGUCAGAGUGAGUACGGCGUGGAUGUGAUUGAUUCAUCUGCACUGACAGGAGGCUUCCAGACAUUUAAUUUUAAAACAGUCAGACAAGGGAACCCGCUGCUCCUGAACCCCUCCAUGCAGCCCGACCUGACCGUGAGCAGGACCUACAGCGGCCCCAUCUGCCUGCAGGACCCCAUGGACAAGGAGCUGAUGACGGAGUCCUCCCUCUUCAACCCGCUGUCAGACAUCAAGGUCAAGGUCCAGAGCUCCUUCAUGGUGUCCCUCGGGGUGACAGAGAGGGCUGAGUAUCACGGCAAGGCCCAUUCAGGAACUUUUCCUCAUGGCAAUAGUAGAGCGUUCGGUACAAUCCAGGCUAGAAAUAAGGCGACGUACAUUCAGAACCUCUCUUCCAUCUCGACGCGCAGUGAGCUGAAGACAACUGCCAUUUUUGGACACCUGGGUGGCCGCUUAGUUGUUCCAAACACAGGAGUCAGUUUGUUGAUACCUCACGGGGCUAUUCCUGAAGAGAGCUCAUGGGAAAUCUAUCUGGCCAUCACUCAAAAGGAGUCCAGCCUACAGCCAGAAGGCUCAGAUGUUCUUCUGGGACCAGAAGUAACCUGUGGACCCUCAGAGUUGUCCGUCAGCUCUCCCUUUGCCUUGACGAUACCGCACUGCGCAGAAGUGAACUCUGAGCACUGGAACAUUCACUUGAAAAAAAGGACCCAGCAAGGGAAAUGGGAGGAAGUGAUGUCUGUGGAAGAGGAAACUACUUCUUGCUACUGCCUGUUGGAUCCUUAUGCCUGUCACAUUCUCUUAAACAGCUUUGGAACUUAUGCUCUAAUUGGGGAACCGAUCUCUGACUGCGCCGUUCGACAGCUGAAAGUAGCGGUUUUUGGCUGCCUGUCUUGCAAUUCUCUGGAUUACAAUCUGAGAGUAUAUUGUAUGGAUAACACACCUUGUGCGUUUCAGGAAGUGGUUUUGGAUGAAAGACUCCAAGGAGGACAACUACUGGAGGAACCAAAACUUUUGCCUUUCCAGGGGAAUACCUUCAGUCUGCAGAUAUCUGUCCUUGAUAUCCCACCCUUCCUGUGGAGAAUUAAACCCUUCACUGCGUGCCAGGAAGUCCCGUUCUCCCGCGUGUGGUGCGACAGCCAGAAGCCGCUGCACUGUGCCUUCUCCCUGGAGCGCUACAGCCCCGCCACCACCCAGCUCUCCUGCAAGGUCUGCGUCCGGCAGGUCAAGGGCCACGAGCAAAUCCUGCAGAUCCAGACAUCCAUCCUGGAGAAUGAAAGAGAAACCAUCACUUUCUUUGCACAUGAGGACGGCAACUUCCCUGCACAGAUGGGUCCGAAAGCUUUCAAAAUCCCCUACUCGAUUAGACAACGGAUCUGUGCAACGUUUGACACACCCAACGCCAAAGGCAAAGACUGGCAGAUGUUAGCACAAAAAAACAGCAUUAACAGGAAUCUCUCCUAUUUUGCCACCCAAAGCAGCCCGUCCGCCGUCAUCCUGGACCUCUGGGAAGCCCGACAUCAGCACGACGGCGACCUCGACUCCCUGGCCUGUGCCCUGGAAGAAAUCGGAAGGACACACUCCAAAAUCUCAGACAUAACAGAAACUGAGAUGGAAGAGCCCGACUUCAGCUACAGCAGACAAAAUGGACUCUAGUCCCUUUUCUCCACCCCCAGAACCCAGGGCCAGCUCUGAUGGCUGCACUAAACCUCUGUGGCAGGGAGGAAAUAAGGGUUUCUGCACACUGGGUGUAUGGAAACAGCCAUUUCCACAAUGCAGUUCUCAGUUGGAGGAGCAGAAGAAACCCUAUUAAAAAUCAUCUCUGUGAUAAGGAAACCACAAGCUUCUCCCUGUCCUCUCUCCUUUAAAACAUCAAAAACAAAACUACACAUCUAUUGUUCCUGGGGCAGGAAGGAGUGAGAUACAGAGCCAUAAAAGGUAAAUAUUAUGACAUAAUGUAUUUAGGAAACAGUAAUGCUAAUCUAAUGCCUAGUGAAAAUCAGCAAAUAUGACAGUGAAUACGUAGAGGCACUAGAGGUUAAUCCUAGUUUAAAGGUGUGUCUUCUCGGGGCCUUGACUCCCUUUGUCCUGUAUCUCCAACCCACCCCACCCCCAGCGGGGGGUUAUUUGAUGGUAUCAAAGUGAGAACACUUUGCAUCUGCUACAGAAAAACUGAGAAUCUGGCCUUAUCCUGUUCAGAUGCUUGAGGAACUAGGAGGGCUCCUAACUAUUUAAUUGAAAUCAAGUGUAUUCCAAACAAUUUAGUUUUAAAACCCAGUCACUUAAUGAAUGUACAUUUGCUUUGGAGCUUUCUGGCCUAUUCUGUUCACAAAACACCAGAACAACCCCCUUCUCUGAGAAAUUAGUGCAUGUGUGUGCUGGAGAGAAAUCUUCUAAGGGUCUUGGUCUGCAAACUUUCCCUUAGACAAAAAUGUUUCUUUGGGGGUGGGUUUAAAUAACCAAAUAAAACACAGCAAAGUGCCAGCCCUAUUUUAGCAAGUUGUUUUUUUUUUUUAAUUACUUCUUGUUCUGGGGCUAAACUAAAAAGUAAAGGUGAAGUCAAUCAGCACAGCUUAAUUUUGGUUUAGUUUCAGACUGAAACAAUCAACCCCAGACAGUACUGCCAAAAAUAGGCUUGAUUUCAUUGUACAAUUUGGAAAUUUCCCAGGAUAUAAACCUGGCUGCGUUACAUUUGCUUUAGUUACAAACAUCCUGCAUUUACCACCAAAUCCAGAAUCUAACUAGAGAAUCCUCCUCAUUUUUUAUCCAUUUCAUACAAAAAUAAUGUAAUUACUUCAACUGAACCAAAAAGAGAGCUGUCACUGUGAGCGAGUGUCCCGUGGGACUGGUACGGAGCCAAAUUUAACCAUUAUUUUCACUCAUCUAUUCUUUAAAAUCAGCCAAGGAGCUCAUUAGGUGUGGCCCCAAGCUGUUGGUUUUGGGGACAGGAACACAAUCAGUGUAACGCAGGAACACAGACAAGGCUUUAGGAGCUUUAUGGAAAUGCAAGAAAUACAAAACAAGCCUUCUGGGGGUUUUUCAGACCCCCCUUCCCCCCCAUAUUUGGCCAAGAGCACCCUGACAGGCCACGGGGCAGGUACUUUGCCUGCAAAUCUAGAAUAAUCUGGAACUAUUUCUUUACCCAGGAUUCCAGUCCUCAAAAGUAUAAUGAACAACUCUUGAUUUAAGACUUUGCUUGUUCUUGCUGAUCUGAAACUGCAAAUUUCACUGCUUUCCCAGCUCAGCUGGAAGAGUCUUAGCCUUAUAAAUACUGACUUCCCCAAACAUUUUCUGCACUUCAGUAUUUCAUGCAGCCUGACAUGAGAGUUCCUGUUUGCAACGGGAAACCAGAACGGCUGCAAGCAUAUUUAAGACUGAGACAAAAAUACCAGCUCAUUUGGCAGCAAGCUGUCACUGUUUUCAGCAGCACAUGGGUCUAUCUGUGUUUGAAUUAUAUUUCUAGUGACUUCCAGUCCUCCUCCUCAGAAACCUGUUCUUCACUGGACAAAAUGUCAUGAAUUAAAAAAAUAGGGAAUGGCAUCCACAGAGAAGCAGUGGAGGUUUUGUGAGCUGUCGUUGUCUGGGAAACCAGCUACAGUCACUCUCCAGCAGUUAAUUUGUUCUCAGCUUCUCCUCAAAUGCAGUUUUAAUUUUCAAACUGGCUUAGGUUCCACAACAGAGACCUAAGUUCUAACCUGCAGGUGCUGAAACGUGUUCUGUCACUCCCAAGAGCUGUACGUAUUUUCUCCUCUUGUUUUCCAAAUACAUGUGAGCUACACACAACGAACAGGGUCACAAAGAGCUGCUCGAUGCAGCUCCGACCUUAAAGCUUUUUCUCAGGAAACACUCGUGUUUACCCUCAAGACUUGGGUAACUCUGAAAAACCUCUCUGUACAGCGACGCCCGACGCUGCCCACCGAGUGCUGGGAGAAGAGAGAGAGAGAAUCCAGGCGGAGUCUGGUCUCCCAAGAUACAGCUAAAAGGGCCUUUGGAGCGAAGGGAUCUGGGUCGUACAGCAAAAUCCAAGUUAGAGCCACAAACCCAAUAAAAUUUAGUGUCUGAGUUAACGUACUCAAAAGGAAUAAAUGUCAAAGUUUCUUACAGUGCCAGGAAAGAAACCAUUCCAUGUUGGACCUGAGGUAGGAUUUUAAUUUUACAUUGCUCAUUAGAGUAUUGUUGUUGCCCUUUAGGUUUUGUUUCCUGGUUUUUUUUCCCUUUUGCUAAAGCAGCUUCUUUGUUACUGAUCUUACCUUUGCGAAUCUGAAUCAAGAACUCUGACUUUUUCUGACCUGUUACUGUUUUGUUGCUCUUGUACUGUUUAAGUGGACUAGAAAUGCCACAACAUUACUUAUUUACCCGUCUCCCACUGGAGCAGGGUUUGGAAGAGCUCCCAACCCCCAGCUACACCGGUAACGAGAGCGUAGAGUCUGGUGAGAGCUGCUGCACCAUGUCAGGUGUCUGGUGGUACCUUGACGAGGGAUCAGCAGUUACUGGUGUGGCCGCUCUAAUAACAAGGCAGCCACACAGCUGUUCCCACUGCCAAACAGCUGAACAAGACACCUAAAAUGCUAAAUAUUUGUUUCCUAUUUUCCCCAGUAGGAAGCAGCCAACUUCUGCCAGCUCCCCCCAAACCUGCUGCAAGUUCGCUUUGCAAUACGGUGUUCUCUCAGAAUGGUAAUUUAGAAUUUAUAUGCAAAUGCUAUAUAAAUAGAAUUAUAGAAUGGUUAAGAGUUGGAAGGGACCUUAGAGAUCAUCGAGUUCCAACCCCCCCCACCAUAGACAGAUUGACCAUUAUUAGCAACCUGAAAAUUCCAGAAGCACAUUUUUACAUCUAUAUUAAAAAGAUAUUUUUUUUUGCAAUCUGUAUAUGUAUAUGCAUGAUUUGAUCCAAAACACAGAUGUAAAGGAGCAUUUGAAGCAGUAUUAGAGGCCAGAAAGUAGAAAACUAUUACGACUUUUGAAAAAUAAUUUAAAAAAAUCUCAUCACAAACUAGAAAGAAAGAGAACUAUAAUGUCAGACACUUGAGAUUCCAUCCAGCUGCCCCGAGUCUGCUGUGGUGCAACAGCCUUUUUGAUUUUAUGUCACCAAAGAAUCUUCUUGAGCUUAUUUUCAUCUUCCUAAGCACUUUUCCCAGAUAUUUCUGUGCUGUGAGUCAUUUAAGACUAAUAGUUGCAUUUUAAAAAUGACUUACUAUUUUGUCACCAAAAUGGUGCACUUCCCAGCUCCGCCAGACUGCAGCAUCGUAAAGCCCAUCUACAGGUUUUACAGCGCUGCUUUUGCAGUCUUAGCGCUUUACAUUAAAAUCCUCUGAGCCACAAGGAAAGGAACCCUGUUCUGUAGAUUUAAAUUCAAACUUCAUUUACCAGCGCGAGUCCCAUAAACCCAAGACGCACUUCCACAAAAAUUUUAUUGGGCUUUUUGUAAUAGAUGAAAAGAUAUUGACACAAUUCUCUUAAAAGACAGGGAACUAUUUUUGUUAUUAUUUUUAUCUCUGGCAACAGCUGCUCUCCUCUCUGGGCCUGUGCAGAGCUUGCUUUCAGCAGGCUGAGACACUUAUUCAGCAUAAAUCACUAAUAGAGGGAUCCUGUAGGACUACUCGGUAUGAAUAUCAUACUAAAGGUUCUUUUUUUUCUUCACUUGAAAGAAAGUGCCAUGUGAGAGUUCUAAAACAUUCAGUAGCUGAUCAAUUCCAGAUGAUAAUAUUUUCCACUACAAAAAAUAUAGCUUAUGUAUAUCAGGAAAUGAUUUCUAAGUCCUUAACAGCUGAGAAUGAUGUGAGGAUUUGUCUUUCUAGACUUUGCUUUACUAAUUUGAGUUGCACCUGGGAAGUCCUCCCACUUUCUCUGCAGCAGCAGAGGUGGUUACCAUCAUUCAUGGAGAACCUUUUUCAUGUAGAAGCUGCUCAGUGUUUCUCUGGGUUGCUCCAUGGUGGAACGUGCUUUGGUAAAAUACUCCCUUGACACUGUUCUGCUUCAGAAGAUGCUGGUGGGUUUCCUGGAGCAACUCUUAAACGGCACAUAUAUCCCUUCUUGGAUAUAUAGCGAUUGUCUAGUUAAAUUCCUUAGAACUGAGAGGAUUCCCAAGCAAAUACAGUACCUUAAGAUACUAGAUAUAUAACACACACCACCUGUAGCAACACAUAAAACCCAGUACGAUGGCAAAAGGCCAUGAAUCAUUUUCUAGAAACGUACAGUCUCACUCUUUUCUCUCAUUGCCAAUACCAGCAUAAAUGGUAGCAAAAUCUCUUUUCCAACAUGGACAAAAAUAAAUCGAUCACUCUAAGAUUAAAGAGUCACUUAGAGAAUCGUUUGAUAGUAACAGUGUCCGCAAUGCAGAAAACAGAACUGCUGUUCUGCUCAUUGCCACAAGUAAAAGAAAAAUCUGUCAGUCUCCACGUUCGCUGUUCUGUCCAAAAAAUAAAAUAAAUGUCUAGGAAUUUGCCACUAUAUUUUUUGUAUUAGAGGUGAAUAGUACAGAUACUACUAGUGUUUCUUGUCUGGGGCUUGGGUGGGUAGGGGUGUAUUGUAAUUUUCAAGCUAUUGCAAAAAGCUGCUUUUAAAUAAGCUGUUCAGUUGUAUUGAAUAACUGGUUUGUGCUUUACAAGGGAAUCGGGGUGACCAGGACUCAGUGGGUGGCCUCUCGCCCUGCUCUCACAGGGUAACUAGAGCUGAAGUCACUUGUGAAAAUUUAGCUGCGGGACGGGGCGAUUCGCCGUCCCAUCCCUGGUCUGUGCCGUGGUGUGCUGUAAUCUGACCAGAUUAGACACUCACCUACUGUAGAACCGUGGUUUUGUCAGCAGCUCCGUAGUUUGUCUGCCCCUGGUGUGAUGACCUUGGUUGAGAAUGUACUUCUGCAGAUUUAAGAUGAUGAUGUCAAACCCCUGUGUUAUCUGGUCUCUGUAUAUAAAUCUUAUUGUCUAAUCCCAAAAGGAAAUGUGUAGCACUAAAUGAAGUUAAGGGUGUUCUGCACCGAGCCUGGUUGAAGGUUUGUUAGAUACAGCAGGAAGGGGAAGACAUGGAUCUAACAGCAAGUGUAUUUGCUACAGAGAACAAGAACGUUUCCUACCAAAUCCUCACUUAGAACUGACCGAAGCUUUGGUUUUGCAGUUUAAAUAACAUAAAACCUGGAAUUUCCCAAACUGAAAUCUGGAAUAUUAACUUUAUGGUGAUGAUAUCUGUUCAAGCAAUUCCUUCAGUUUUCCCCGAUUUGUGCAUUCACUGCAGUUGGAGGGGGAGGGAGGAACAUUUCUCCAUGAAGCUGUAAGGCUUUUGCAUUCUUUCCACUUUCAAUCUAAAACCCAGAUACCGGUACCGAACCUCACAAAGUUCCUGCUGCAUCAGUGAGGGUGCACACACCAACACCCAUCUGUAUCUAGAGCUGCGCCUCACUGGGACACGUAGACACUUCUGGUAUGUAUUUGGGAACAACAAACUGACAUCACAGACUUUGUGACUUUGGAGAUGUAGCUGCCUCCUCCCACCUCUUAAAUCGAAUUCCUGCCCACUGUGACACACCUUACACAUGGGUACAAAGACACUAAGUGUUUACCGUUUGUUAAUUUGGGUGAAGUAAAAUGGGACGCUGGUCAGGCUGGUGAGACUUAAGGCUGGAAAAUUUCCAUUGCAUUUUCAACUUUCAAAGGACCAGCCUUUUGGUGAAAAGGGGAAGGGGAACUUCAACACAAUCAAAUACAAAAUAAAUAAUAGGUUUUUUAAAAGAGGCAAAACCCCCACAAGUAUUCCUCUAGAGAGACCUAUUUUCUCUUCUGCUCCUUUAUUUUCACAAUGAAUAGGUUCUGAAAAUGUUGGUUCUUGCUCAUUUGACUGAGCAUUCUUCCCUCCCCCCGCUUCUCCCCACAGUUUCAGUGUGUUUAGAACUGAAAAAAGAGCAGAGGUUUGAAUGCUUUCUUUAGUAUGAAGCUGAAGGAGUAGGGAAGAGACAGAAGAACGUUAAAUAAAAAGCAUGGCCUUGGCUUCAUACCACACUUUCUGUGCCUUGUUCUAUCAAUGUAAAUUCUGAAUGUUGUACAGUAAAAUACUUGGGAAAGACUCCUUGGAAAAGGCUGCACUUGCUUCUUUUUUCAGCACAUGUACAUAUAUAAAUAUAUAUACAUAUAUAUAUUUGGUAAUGCCAAACAGCUGUGUUAUAUUGUACGGAAAAAGUAAUAAUGGACAGUUUGGAUGUUUUAUGUAGAGUUUGCAGAAAUUGUAUGGCUAUAGCCUUUUGAAGAUAAAUGUACAGACGUAAAUUACUGCAUAUCAGUUAUUUAUGAAUAAAGAGUCUUUUACUGACAUCUUAGAUUACUGUA